UCUCUCCAGGCAUCCUCGUGAGAGUGACAUCGUCUUUAAACCCUGCGUGGCAAUCCCUGACGCACCACCGCGAUGCCCAGGGAAGACAGGGCGACCUGGAAGUCCAACUACUUCCUUAAGAUCAUCCAACUUGUGGAUGAUUAUCCAAAAUGCUUCCUUGCGGGAGCAGACAAUGUGGGUUCAAAGCAGAUGCAGCAGACCCGCAUGUCCCUCCGCAGGAAGGCUGUCGUGCUGAUGGGCAAGAAUACCAUGAUACGCAAGGCCAUCUGAGGGCAUUUGGAGAACAACCCAGCACUGGAGAAACUGUUGCCUCAUAUCCGGGGGAAUGUGGGCUUUGUGUUCACCAAGGAGGACCUCACUGAGAUGAGGGACAUGCUGCUGGCCGAUAAGGUGCCAGCUGCUGCCCGUGCUGGUGCCAUAGCUCCAUGUGAAGACACUGUGCCAGCCCAGAACACUGGUCUGGGGGCCAAGAGGACCUCCUUCUUCCAGGCUUUAGGCAUUACCACUAAGAUCUCCAGGGGCACCACUGAAAUCCUGAAUGACGUGCAGCUGAUUAAGGCCAGAGACAAAGUGGGAGCCAGUGAAGCCACACUGCUGAACAUGCUAAACAUCCCUCCCUUCUCCUUUGGGCUGAUCGUCCAGCAGGUGUUUGACAAUGGCAGCAUCUGCACCCCUGAAGUGCUUGACAUCACAGAGGAAACUCUGCAGUCUUGCUUCCUGGAGGGUGUCCGCAGCGUCGCCAGUGUAUGUCUGCAGGUAGGUUACCCGACUGUUGCAUCAGUGCCCCAUCCUAUCAUCAAUGGAUACAAGCGGGGCCCGGCUUUGUCUGUGGAAACUGAUUACACCUUCCCACUUGCUGAAAAGGUCAAGGCCUUCUUGGCUGAUCCAUCUGCAUUUGUGGCUGCUGCCCCCAUGGCUGCUGCCACCACUGCUGCACCUGCUGCCGCCGCAGCCCCAGCCAAGGUUGAAGCAAAGAAAGAGUCGGAGGAGUCGGACGAGGAUAUGGGAUUUGGUCUCUUUGACUAAUCACUAAAAAGCAACCAAUUCAGCCAAGUUUAUUUGUGAAACACGGAAAUAAAGGCUUACUUCUCUU
Molecule: messenger RNA, 1093 nt
Organism: Canis lupus familiaris (dog)
Lineage: Eukaryota; Metazoa; Chordata; Mammalia; Carnivora; Canidae
Product: 60S acidic ribosomal protein P0-like
Exons: 1
Biological process (GO): ribosomal large subunit assembly; cytoplasmic translation; ribosome biogenesis
Cellular component (GO): cytosolic large ribosomal subunit
Molecular function (GO): structural constituent of ribosome; large ribosomal subunit rRNA binding
Source: RefSeq, a predicted model, not a curated record